Messenger RNA from Andrographis paniculata, 1056 nucleotides. Its product is annotated as mitochondrial inner membrane protease subunit 1. Gene Ontology annotation, cellular component: mitochondrial inner membrane peptidase complex; membrane. Gene Ontology annotation, molecular function: serine-type endopeptidase activity. The transcript is spliced from 4 exons. The coding region runs from base 69 to 593 and encodes 174 amino acids. NCBI's taxonomy places the organism in Eukaryota, Viridiplantae, Streptophyta, Magnoliopsida, Lamiales, Acanthaceae. The record is from RefSeq and is a predicted model, not a curated record.
AACGAAGAGAAAACGCCUCCAUCCCUAAUUUCCAUCCAAAUCGAGUCUGCUCUGCUCUGGUGCAGACGAUGAGUGCUGCAAAGCUGCUGCAAUACGCUCGCCAAUGGAAGCCCGCGGCCAAGGAAGUUGUGCGCAUUUCCACCUCUCUUGCUCAGCUCUUCUCUUUGGUGCACGUCCUCGACACCUACGUCAUCCGCCAAACUGUAGUUUAUGGUCCGAGCAUGUUACCCACGUUGAAUUUCACCGGAGACGUUUUGCUGGUUGAGAAGCUGUCGUUUUUGCUGGGGAGGAUCGGCCCUGGCGACAUUGUUUUGCUGCGGUCGCCUGAAAACCCUAGGAAGUUCAUUACCAAGCGCAUUUUGGGUAUGGAGGGAGAUACUGUUACGUUUUUGGUGGAUCCCGGUCACAGUGACCGAACUCAUUCGUUAGUGGUGCCAAAGGGCCAUGUAUGGAUUCAGGGGGAUAAUAUCUAUUCAUCAAAGGAUUCGCGGAACUUUGGUCCAGUUCCUUAUGGGCUGAUCGUUGGCAGAGCAUAUUUCAGAGUAAAUUGUUGUGUGUGGCCGCCUGCGGACUUUGGAUCAUUGCAGCACUGAGAACUACAUACAUGGAAAUUGCAAUUGUUGUAUUAAAGGUGCACAGUAUUGACCAUUUCCUUUUUUUCUUUUUCAAUAAACAAUAAAUUACUUCAUCUUCCAGCUUAAUAUAAUCCUCUUUUAUUUUCCUUUCCUGUUGCAACACUUUUCAUGCUUUGCUGAUCUCAAAACUCUUGCUCGGGUUUUAAAAUGUAUGUGUAUUUCUGCAACACAAUGCACAAAUACAUGGCCAUUUAGUUUCUUACCGAUUAGAUAGGUAGGAGGCUGAAAUGUCUGACUACCUGUUUGGAAAUAUUUGUUUUACAUAUUUUAAAAUUCAAGAUCUAUAACUAAGUACCGAGCUUAUUAGUUCUAAUCAGUACAUAAAAAUGGUAUAUAUAGCACAUUUUUGGUAUAAAAAUGUGUAUUGUCUGUACUAUUAUCAUGAAUUGUCAAUUAAUAUAUGUAUUGUGUUUUGUGGAUA